AUGGUCUUCCCAGGUAUGAAGGCGACGUACACGGAGGAUCCGAACCGACCUGGUGAGAGGCGCCUUCCGGGCUUCUCGUGGCUUCCAAACAGGGUCCGCCAUCUGUUCAUCUCGAUGCUGGGCGAGUUUGUCGGCACUGCGCUUUUCCUCACCUUCGGUUUUGCUGCCACUCAGGUCGCGAACACGCCCCCCAAUGGCACCGUCGACAGCCCUGCAAGCACGUCCACGCUUCUAUACAUCUCUUUGGCUUUCGGCUUCUCGCUGCUUGUCAAUGUCUGGAUCUUCUUUCGCAUCAGCGGAGGGCUCUUCAAUCCAGCUGUUUCGGUAGCUCUAGCUCUAGUCGGUGCGAUCGGCUGGGCAAAGGCGUUUCUGCUCAUCCUCGCUCAGAUGGCGGGAGCUAUUGCCGCAGCCGCUGUAGUAUCUGGCCUACUUCCGGGUCCCUUGGCAGUGCGGACCACGUUGAGCGAAGGAGUCUCGGUCACACGAGGUGUUUUUAUUGAAGCGAUCUGCACUGCUGAGCUCAUUUUUUCCAUCUUCAUGCUGGCUGCAGAGAAACACCGAGCAACAUUCCUUGCCCCUAUCGGAAUCGGUCUUGCCCUUUUUACCGCUGAGUUGGCUGCUCUCUUCUUCACGGGGGGUUCCUUGAACCCAGCUCGAUCUUUCGGUCCCGACGUUGUUCUCGGAACAUUCGACGGAUAUCACUGGAUCUACUGGAUUGGACCCUUUCUUGGGGCUGUCAUUGCUGUGCUCUUCUACCGAUUGAUCAAGCUUCUAGAGUAUGAGACAGCCAAUCCUGGUGCCGAUGACGAUGGGCGCGAGAUUCGUUACGAUGACCAAUAUGCUGAGGAAGAGGCCGGGACUUCCAGACGAGCAGGUAAGGCCUUAGUGCGUGCGACAACUGAUGGCACAAAUGAGUCUGACUUCCUCCAUCCAUUCCAUCCCCUGAACAAGCCAGUCUCCGAGCUGCAAAAACCAGUUCUGACCGAGUCAAGUGCCAUUCCACUUUCAAACCUGCCCAGCAAGCCUUCUGCGACUUUCCAGCAUGGCGGUGAUGGCCAGUAUUCUAUCGAUCAUCCCAACGAACGACCCCGCGCCCAGCACCUUCCCAGAUCUUAUUCGACGCGCGCGCGCUCGCUCUCACAGCCCUACUCCGAGUCCCAUUAUGACGAAACAUCCGAACAGAGCUAUCGCAACGGUCCAAGCAUUGAGUCAGGAGACUCGGGUAGC
Paraphaeosphaeria sporulosa is the source of this 1227-nucleotide messenger RNA. Its product is annotated as aquaporin-like protein. Lineage: Eukaryota; Fungi; Ascomycota; Dothideomycetes; Pleosporales; Didymosphaeriaceae. The annotation marks the transcript as partial. Gene Ontology annotation, biological process: transmembrane transport. Gene Ontology annotation, molecular function: water channel activity. Gene Ontology annotation, cellular component: plasma membrane. The record is from RefSeq and is a predicted model, not a curated record. The transcript has 4 exons.